AUGAGAGUAACUAAGGGCGCGUUCCACCAGACCGUUGAGAAUGGCAAAACUCUCGCAGAGGGGAAGGGCGAAAAUACCUACAGUGCCUCUUUCUUUGAGUGGUUUGCUGAGGAGGCCGUCCGUACAUACGGAGAACAAAUACCCGCAGCUACACCUGGAAACCGCAAUAUAGUAAUCAAGCAGCCAAUUGGUGUUGUGUCGAUUCUUACCCCAUGGAACUUCCCGUCGGCCAUGAUUACCCGCAAAUUAGGUGCGGCAUUAGCUGCAGGCUGUACAGCAGUCAUCAAGCCCCCUCCCGAGACACCCUUCUCUGCUCUGGCACUCGCUGAGCUUUCAAAGAGGGCUGGGAUUCCAGAUGGUGUCAUCAACAUCGUCACUACGCAGAAGAACGUCAUCGAAGUCGGCAAAGAGAUGUGCGAGAACAAGGCGGUGAAGAAGGUAAGCUUCACCGGGUCUACGCCUGUUGCAAAGUUGCUCGCGGGUUUGGCUUCGACCACAUUGAAAAAAGUCUCGCUGGAAGCCGGUGGAAACGCGCCAUUCAUCGUUUUCGACGAUGCGAAUAUCGAUGAAGCCGUAGAAGCCGCCAUCCUCUGCAAAUUCAGAGGCAGCGGGCAAACAUGCGUCUGCGCUAACCGCAUCUAUGUACACUCUUCUGUCUACGCCGACUUUGCAUCGCGUCUCGCCGACCGCGUGGCCAAGUUCAAAGUGGGCAACGGGCUCGAAGAGGGAGUAACUCAUGGACCUCUAAUCCACGCGCGCGCCGUCGAGAAAGUCGAGCGGCACGUCAACGACGCGGUACAAAAAGGCGCACAGGUCCUCGUAGGCGGCAAAGUCCUCGCCCCCUCCUCCUCCGACACCUCAGGGCCCAACACAUUCUUCCUCCCAACCGUGCUCUCGGACGUACCAACAGACGCGCUGAUCAACACAGAAGAGACGUUCGGGCCCGUCGCGGCGCUAUGCAGCUUCGAGACGGAGGAGGAGGUCAUCCGCCUCGCGAACGCGACGGACGUCGGGCUCGCGGGGUACUUUUUCUCGCGCGAUGUCGGGCGGGUGUGGCGCGUGGCGGAGCGGCUUGAGGUGGGCAUGGUCGGUGCGAACACGGGGAUUAUCAGUCAGGCUGUGAUUCCGUUCGGCGGGAUCAAGGAGAGCGGGCUGGGCAGAGAGGGCGGGCAUGGGAUUGAGGAGUAUUUGAAUACCAAGUUGAUUGUGUUUGGCGGGUUGGGUGCUUGA
Molecule: messenger RNA, 1230 nt
Organism: Psilocybe cubensis
Lineage: Eukaryota; Fungi; Basidiomycota; Agaricomycetes; Agaricales; Agrocybaceae
Product: Putative succinate-semialdehyde dehydrogenase [NADP(+)]
Exons: 11
Coding region: 1-1230 (409 amino acids)
Molecular function (GO): succinate-semialdehyde dehydrogenase (NAD+) activity
Source: RefSeq, a predicted model, not a curated record